AGCUGCCUGACAGAUGGUAAAUACUGGCAUUUUCAUUUUGUAAGUCGCUUUAUCAUGACUCAGUCGCAAAAGAAAAACAUCUUCGGGUGUUAUUGAACGAAAGAAAAGACAAAUCGACUAGCAUUUACAGAAACUCGUUUGUCACACCUUAUACGGUGACAAUAAAUCGUAGUUCAGUGCGAGAUUUAGUUUGUUAUUCAACACAGUGCGUGUCGUGUUCGGUCAAAGGCGAAGAUCCUCUGGAGAAAGAAAAGUGCUUCCCUGGCUGGUGCGGAAAAGGAAAUUUCAGCAAAAGCCCAAUUUGCUACCGAUUACACUCCAUCCAAUGGGCAGGUGAAAGCGCACGGUGACGCAAAAUCGAAAAACAACGGCAAAUUAAUUCCACCCCAUCAUGAAACUGGAUCACCUGGCGAUAUUUCUGGCAUUUCUGUAUCUGCAAUGUUACGUCUGGGCCGACAGCUCAUCAGAAGAAGAUAGUUCUUCCGACGAAGAUCAGAACGAGGCCCUGCUAGUAGAAGACCCGGAGUUCGACCUGCUUAUAUUCACCCAACGAUGGCCCAUAACGGCUUGCUACGAAUGGCGCGAGAAAAGCGCAGAUCACAUCUGCGGAUUGCCUUCAGCGCAGAAUAUUUGGACUAUCCAUGGAAUCUGGCCCACCAAGCUGAAUACCAUAGGGCCCAGCUUUUGCAACAAGACUGCGGUUUUCAACGUCACGGAACUGGAUCCCAUCGAGAAGCAGCUAGAGCAGUUCUGGAUCAACGUAGAGAAGAACAAGCCUUAUGAUUCUCUGUGGCGGCAUGAAUGGCUGAAGCACGGAACCUGCGCAGCAGCCGUAAUGGUUCAGCUGAACACGGAGGACAAAUAUUUCGGUCAGGGCCUAACAUGGCUGCAACAACACUCGAUGGCCGAUGUGCUUGGAGAGGGAGGAAUAAAACCUGGUCAAAACUAUACUGUGCUGGAGAUUCGUCAAGUUUUGAUAGAUCGACUUCAGAAGAACAUGGCCAUAGAAUGCUACCACGACAAGGAAACGAAACAGCAAUUUUUAAACGAGAUACGCGUGUGCUUCAACAAAAACCUAGAACUGGAAAACUGUGAUGGAAUAUUGUUUGAGGAUGUUUUCAUCGAUCAGCCCCAAGGUAAAAUCAUCACGAACUGCAAUGUGAACAAGCCCGUAUUCUAUCCGGCAACGGUACCAUUGUCGCGUUACGAGAAGACGCACAUGUCUCCAUUUGAUCUACACACGAAAUUUUUAGAAGAGUAUAAACGACAGAAAGCAAAGGAAAACAAAAAUAUGAAGAUUUUGGUUAAUAUCUAUAAGCUUAUUCAGCUGCUCAAGUGGUCAACGAUGUGAAAAAUGACGUAAACAUUGCACUAUCGAACUCGUCUUUCAGCUUGCUUCUAUCAAGUUUUCAAGGACAAGGACUCAUCACGCCGAACAUAAUUUCAUUUUUAUUAAUUUUCACAUAAAUUAGGCUUACCAAAUUACAAUCAACGACUUUGACGUGUACCUUUAGACUACGAAACACACAACAUACUGCUAAUUCGGCUAACGAAAUAAGCGGACAAGCAACCGUCUGUAAAUAGCAUCUUUUACAGUUAUCGAAAUUAUCCGUAAACGAAAUGACCUGAACCCAUGCAUAGUGUGAUAAAAAUACAUUUAAACACCACAAACAUGAAAGCUUUCUUUCAAUUUUAUUUAAAUAAAAGUGACCAGCAGGGAGCUGAGAUUUUUUUUUCUUUUUCAUCUUUUAGACAAAACUAAUAAACACUUAAUUCCAAACCAA
Molecule: messenger RNA, 1784 nt
Organism: Aedes albopictus (Asian tiger mosquito)
Lineage: Eukaryota; Metazoa; Arthropoda; Insecta; Diptera; Culicidae
Product: ribonuclease Oy-like
Exons: 2
Coding region: 392-1351 (319 amino acids)
Biological process (GO): RNA catabolic process
Cellular component (GO): extracellular region
Molecular function (GO): ribonuclease T2 activity; RNA binding
Source: RefSeq, a predicted model, not a curated record